UCAAACAGCCGAUUCGUUCGCAACCGACACGUCAUUCAUAUCACUCAGUCACUUCCUGUUUACAUUUCCAGAUUCGGGCGAAAUCGAAACAAACUCCUUAAAUAUUACAUUGUGGCGUCUGGAUUCAGAUAGUAAAGUCUCCCAGCUACGAAGCAGAAGGCUGAAACGGCGAAGUCGACCAUACUUCCAGCUAGAAUGUUUAAACGCGAAGACUGAGCCAUAUUAGCUUAAAGAGCUAGCUCAAGCUAACGUCGGUGACUGUUAACGGCGAAUUAAUAUCACGAGUACAGUAGGAUAGUUUGUUUUUCGAGGCCCUUAUGGAGAAUAAAUAUAAUCUCAAGAGUCCAGCGGUAAAGAGGUUAAUGAAAGAAGCUGCUGAAUUGAGAGAUCCUACGGAGCACUACCAUGCCCAGCCAUUGGAAGAUAACCUAUUUGAGUGGCACUUCUCCGUACGCGGUCCCCCAGAUUCAGAUUUUGAUGGCGGGGUUUACCAUGGCAGGAUUGUUCUUCCCCCGGAAUACCCCAUGAAGCCACCCAGCAUCAUCCUUCUUACACCAAAUGGAAGAUUCGAAGUUGGGAAGAAGAUUUGUCUGAGCAUUUCUGGCCACCACCCAGAGACCUGGCAACCUUCAUGGAGCAUACGAACCGCUCUCAUUGCCAUAAUUGGAUUCAUGCCAACCAGAGGAGAGGGUGCCAUUGGAUCCCUUGAUUACACACCAGAGGAGAGGAGGGUCCUUGCAAAAAAGUCUCAGGACUUUUGCUGCGAGACGUGCAACUGCUCAAUGCACUCGGCACUCUUGGCUUUGACCCCCAACAGCAACCCCAGCCCAGGGGACCACAAGGCGAAGGAGCUGGCUCAACAAAUCAACUUCAAGACCGAGUCGACUUCAUCAAGUCAACAAGCAAGAGGGAGUGAAGGUACCAGCAGUGAAGGUUCUACCCAGGAAGACACGCCCACUUCUGACGUCCCGGAAGCUGGUGAUGGACCCCUGCCUGAGCAGGCAGAGGCGUCGCCCGCUACUGACGAGGAAAGACCACCGUCUCCUCGCCCCGUCAGCCCACGUCAACGCCCCACGCCGCACGCCCAGAGAACCCCAGCAGACGCCCCCAACAGGCCAGCCUUCAUGGCGGCCACUCACCAGCCGCGAGAUGAAAGCCACACCGGCUCCGUCGUGCUCAUUGUGGUGCUCACGUUUGCUCUGGCUGCUCUUAUCUUCCGUCGGAUUUACCUGGCGCACGAGUACAAGUUCGAUUACGAGCUGUGACGUGCGCCGUCGGUUUCCUCCGUGUCCACUGGAAAAUGACAUUGCGUCGUCCCACUUUUUUUUUUGCCGCUUAACCCACAACACCUUCUCUGUGAUUUUUAAUCAGCGUCAUUUGGUUCUUAUAUUUUUAAGAGGAGCGUUUGUGUUUACCAAGCACUCAAACGCCUCAUCUUUUUAAUGAUAUGACCUAAUUUAAUUAAAUGGCAACACCUCAACAAGAGUAGAGUUUUUGCAAAAGAUAGAUUGUAUGAUGUGUUCACACCAGAAAUAUUCAAAAGUACGUACUUUGUUUGGCGCAGUUUAGCGUUCCUGUUGGUAUUUUUGUUCUGGGACCAAAGAGUACACAGUACAAGACGUAUUACGUAACGUAAGUCUAAUACUACACCAAAAGCUUCUAAAAUAUACUUUUAAAGACCGUUUUUGUUAAACGUUGAGAUUUCAAACAGGAUUCACAAAGGUUGUGCGGUUCAGGAAACUGAUUGGUUUAAGCUUUUGCGGCCGAUUACAUGAAGUAACGCAAAUAUUCCCAACCUAAAUUCAGUAGGAACUUUAGGGUUACUUUCCGGGAUCACUAGCGAGUGGCGGAAUUGAUAUGCCCAAAAAUGUCCGAUUUCGGAGUCACGGCUAGUAACCACUAUUCCAGAUUCAGCUAAAAUAUUCAACGACGAUGCAACCUGGGAAACCAUCGUCUUCAUCGGAUGUCAACAUCGACCUAAGCGGACAUUUUUUUUUAGCAAUUCCAGGACUUGAUGAGUUGGGACAACAAAGACUGGUUGCCGACGUCCUCGGGACGGUAAAAGGUCUGACCAAAGAUCAUAAAGUGGCAUUUAGGAUUGUGAUAGCGCAUCUGUCACUGUUGUUCGAGUCCCUGCUUGUUUACGUCAAAGCAAAUACUUCACCACUUCCUGUAUGUCCACUCCAGGGACUCUCAGGGAACUGGGAGAUUUUUUUUUCAAUUAAUUUUUCACACAUCUAACCAUCUUUUAACAAGUACAGAAACGACAGCAUAUAAAUAGCAGUCCCAUUAUGUCUAUAUAUAUAUUGGGGGGGGGGGGGGUGUAGGUUCAGCCACUUACAAAGAUAUGAACAGCUAUGGAGAACACUGAAGACGGGUCAAGGGUGGGUCCUCCAGAACGACAAUAAAAGCAAAGGUAUGGCCAAGGCAACAAGAGUUGAUCAAGAAGACACAUAGUAAACUCCUGGAGUGGCCUAGUCAAUCUCCAGACCAUAAUCCCAUAGAACAUCUAUGGAGAACACUGUAGAUGGGUCAAGGGUGGGUCCAUCAGAAUGACAAUAAACCAAAACAAAUGGCCGAGGCAACAAAAGAGUGGUUCAAGAAGUUAAAACAUUAAUCCCAGAGAACAUCUAUGGAGAACACUGAAGAUGGGUCAUGGUUUGGUCCUCCAGAAUGACAAUAAACCAAAACAAAUGGUUGAGGCAACAAGAGUGGCUCAAGAAGACACACAGUCCCAGAGAACAUCUAAGGAGAACACUGUAGAUGGGUCAAGGGUGGGUCCUCCAGAAUGACAAUAAACCAAAACGUAUAGCCAAGGCAACAAGAGUGGAUCAAGAAGACACACAGUAAGCUCUUGGAGUGGUCUAGUCAAUCUCCAGACCAUAAUCCUGGAAGACAUUGAUGGAGAACAUUGAAGAUGGGUCAUGGUUUCGGUCCUCCAGAAUGACAAUAAACCAAAACGUAUGGCCAAGGCAACAAGAGUGGCUCAAGAGGACACACAGUAAGCUCUUGGAGUGGCCUAGUCAAUCUCCAGACCAUAAUCCCAUAGAACAUCUAUGGAGAACACUGUAGAUGGGUCAUGGUUGGGUCCUCCAGAAUGACAAUAAACCAAAACGUAUUGCCAAGGUAACAAAGAGUAGCCCAAGAUGAUACACAUUAAUCCCAUAGAACAUCUAUGGAGAACACUGAAGAUGGGUCACGGUUGGGUCCUCCAGAAUGACAAUAACCCAACAAGCAUGGCCUAAGCAACAAAGCAUUGGUUCAAGAAGAAGGCCAUUCGUACCAUGUGACACUUUGGCUAUGAUUUCCCAUGCAAGCCUGGCCCCAAUAAAAGACAACAUAGGUGCUGUUAUUGUUUUCUAUCCAUGUAUAAACAUGUAUAAUGUAUUCUAUUCUAUGCUCAAUGAUAACAGCCCUGUUUUGCUUUGUGUUGAGUGGCUGUAUGAUUGAGGUCUAGGCUCUAGGGUGUGUUUAUUUGCUUCAUUAAAAUGUUCCAAAAUG
Doryrhamphus excisus (bluestripe pipefish) is the source of this 3501-nucleotide messenger RNA. It is a transcript of the gene ube2j1, whose product is annotated as ubiquitin-conjugating enzyme E2, J1. The record is from RefSeq and is a predicted model, not a curated record. Lineage: Eukaryota; Metazoa; Chordata; Actinopteri; Syngnathiformes; Syngnathidae.